AUGGGAAGAAAUAAGAUCAACAUCAAGAAAAUAAACAACAAGAACUACCUCAAGGCCACCUUCUCAAAGCGGCGCAAGGGUCUCUUCCGCAAAGCCACUGAUCUGUGCUGCUUGUCGGGUGCACAGAUUGCGAUUAUUACCUUUUCACCUGGUAACAAGCCCUUCCUCUUUGGAAACCCCUCCGCCAAAGCUGUCCUAGAUCGAUUUCUUGGUGAACAAGAUUCAUGUACAUCUAAUGAUCAUGAUGAGGAGGGCCUUGGAUCCACUCCUGAAGACAGUGAUCAUGAACAUUUAGAAGCAUCGCAAGAAGGGAGUAAUGAAAUUGAGGAUGUUAUGGAUGAGGACAGAGUCAAUUUUUGGUGGGAUGAGCCUAUUGAUGAUGAAUUGGGGAUAUAUGAACUUCAAAAAUAUAAGGGUUUGCUAGAAGCUUUGAAAGAGAAUGUGGCUAGUAAGUUAGAUGAUAUGAAUAGGAGAGAAUUUUACACCAAGGAUUUUUUGAGUAUGUUUUGUAUUUCAUGGAUUGGUUCUACUACUUGCCAAGAAGAUCUAUGCCAUACUUUUUUGGCUUCUUCUUGAAGCCAUAG
Messenger RNA from Prunus dulcis (almond), 584 nucleotides. RefSeq names its product agamous-like MADS-box protein AGL62. Bases 1 to 576 code for a protein of 191 amino acids. The record is from RefSeq and is a predicted model, not a curated record. Lineage: Eukaryota; Viridiplantae; Streptophyta; Magnoliopsida; Rosales; Rosaceae. The transcript has a single exon. Gene Ontology annotation, molecular function: protein dimerization activity; RNA polymerase II cis-regulatory region sequence-specific DNA binding; DNA-binding transcription factor activity, RNA polymerase II-specific. Gene Ontology annotation, biological process: regulation of transcription by RNA polymerase II.